This is a messenger RNA of Vigna angularis (adzuki bean), 1758 nucleotides long. Its product is annotated as negative regulator of systemic acquired resistance SNI1. Gene Ontology annotation, cellular component: Smc5-Smc6 complex; nucleus. Lineage: Eukaryota; Viridiplantae; Streptophyta; Magnoliopsida; Fabales; Fabaceae. The record is from RefSeq and is a predicted model, not a curated record. The transcript has 15 exons. Gene Ontology annotation, biological process: negative regulation of systemic acquired resistance; negative regulation of DNA-templated transcription; DNA damage response. Bases 69 to 1472 code for a protein of 467 amino acids. Gene Ontology annotation, molecular function: transcription cis-regulatory region binding.
AGUCUCACUAAAUUCUGGGAGGUUUUUUUUUGGUGGGGAAGGAGAAAUUGGCAAAAGUAGGAGCGGAGAUGGUGAACCCUAGUAAUGGUGAAAGAUGGAACAGAACAGUGAUCGAUGAUAACAUGUUGGCCAUGUUUGAUGGCUCCGAAACUAAGGAUCCUCACCAAGAUGCCCUCGAUGACCGAAUUGCUUUUCUUGAUGUUGUUCGCGCAUCUUCAAUUGGGCCUGAGUAUGGAAAACCACCCACUUCAAAAGUUUUUGGGGCAGUCUUCCACAUGCUGAGGACAGGGAAUUCUCUAGAAAUUAUUGUCGGAAGUUAUAAGCUUCUGGUAGAUUUAGACAAGCACUUCCCUCGUGUGUAUUUAUCCCAAUCGUCGUCUAACUCUCCAUCGAAAUUGGUUGUGGUUAAAGAGGCAUGGUCUCCAUUUAUUGAUUGCCUGGAUAAUGGCACUGCUGAAGCAGGUGACAAACUGUCUAGUGGACCCCUUGACCCCUCUAGCUUUCAGCUCCUGAUUGAAGACGUUGCUGAAAUAAUAUCUGGGACCAAAUUGCAAGCAGCCAAUGUGGAGCCCUUGAGGAACAUGUUACUCUUCCAGUACCUUGUGAUUGUUUUUGAGGAUGAUUUUUUACCUCGCAAGGCUUCCUCGACAUGGAACAUGCAGAGGGAGUCUUUGCUUAGUCUGCUAUUGGGAUCUAGGAAAAUAAAUUACAAAAGCUUGAUGAAGGAUUGCCUGGCAAUUAUUUGUCAACUAUCUCAACUUCUUCAUGGUGGAUUCAGUAAUCAUCUGGAGCUUCAACAAAGUUCUCAGUCUAAGUUGUCCAGAAAUUGUCAUGUUGCAUUGUCUCUUUCUUUAUUAGAAGUAUUAAAGGACACAUGUGUUUCAAUUGAGAAACUUCUAGUGAUGAUUAUGAACCUUGAUAUGGCAAGGAAGAAAGCAGAUACGGAAGGUCACACUACAAGAGCAGACAGUCCGAGAACACCUUUGAUGGAGAUAAUUCUGGAUGAACUAGCUUACAACAAAGAUAGUGUCCCUCUUUUUUUCAAGACCUUCAGUGAACCGAAGUUGAAGCUGGAAAUAGUUGUGCAGUAUCUGGCGAAAUACAUAACCAAGCCUUCUGUUCGCACUCGUAAGUCAAGUGAUUAUAUUGAAUAUGCAACAUUUGGUGGGGCAUUGAAGUGCUUUUCAAAUAAAACUGGCAUUAAGAGCUUAAUGAAAAAAAUUGGUGUAGAUGUAAUUCAAUUCCUUCUUGCCCAUGGUUUUCAGGCUCAAUUGUCAAUAUUGUCAAAUGGGAAUGCUGAUGCCAACAUUUCUGGUGACAAAGAAGGGGGAGUCGGUGCUCUUGUGGAUUUGUGUCACGCUUUUAUCUCUGCUUUUAAUAAUUUUAUAAGCACUGAUGCGCAUAUGGUGAUAUUGUCGAUUGGAAAAGAGGCACUAUUUACUGCAGCAACUAUUAUCGCCGAGAAAUCAUAGGAGUGCAAGCAAUUUAAUUGAGCAGUUCCGCUUGGUGAAUACAGAAUAAACUCAUUCUGCCCAAUAAUAACUGCUUUUACUUCAUGAAAUUGAUGCCCUUGUAGCCAGUUUUGUUAAAUAGCUGCUGUAGUUCUAUUGCAUAGCGAAAGUCCUCGGUUUUGCCACGCCAUUUGCGGCUACCAUGGUUCCAUCUAGGUUAAUGUCAUUCUGGUUUUUAUGCCUUUUAUUUUUAUUUGCAUACAACAAUUUUAUAUACGUAUAUAAUUCGUAAAUAUUUCAACCUUCA